Pieris brassicae (large cabbage white) is the source of this 386-nucleotide messenger RNA. Its product is annotated as U6 snRNA-associated Sm-like protein LSm6. Gene Ontology annotation, cellular component: U6 snRNP; nucleolus; sno(s)RNA-containing ribonucleoprotein complex. Gene Ontology annotation, molecular function: RNA binding. The record is from RefSeq and is a predicted model, not a curated record. The transcript has 2 exons. NCBI's taxonomy places the organism in Eukaryota, Metazoa, Arthropoda, Insecta, Lepidoptera, Pieridae. Bases 88 to 327 code for a protein of 79 amino acids. Gene Ontology annotation, biological process: maturation of SSU-rRNA; mRNA splicing, via spliceosome.
UUUCUACUUGACGGUUGAGCUCUCAACUCAGAUGAUUGCGCCGUUUUUAAUUUUAUAAAUAAUAAAAUAUUAAUCUUACAAAUAAAAAUGAGUCGCAAAGAAGCUCUUUCUUCUUUUAUUCAACAAAUACAUGGGCGUCCCGUUGUCGUGAAAUUAAACAGCGGUGUGGACUAUAGAGGAGUUCUGGCUUGUCUGGAUGGUUACAUGAAUAUUGCUUUGGAACAAACAGAAGAAUAUGUGAAUGGACAGCUCAAAAAUAAAUAUGGUGAUGCAUUUAUAAGGGGAAAUAAUGUGCUGUAUAUAAGCACAUCUAAAAGAAGAAUGUAAUUAGCUUUAAGUAUCAUUAAACAAGUAACUUAAGUACACAUAACUUUUGACCUUAAAAA